CCGACUUCUUUUUGCUUUCUCCUCUUCCCGCUCCCAGCAGCAGGACGAGACCUCGGCAUUGGACAUGGCCGCGCGCUCGUCGACCGUCGCCUAGGCCUCCUCUCCUCUACCUAUGACGCCGCGAUAGCGCUCGCCUAUCCCUCCACCACACCCCACGCUCUCCCGACAUGGACGCACCGGACUCGCAUGCGCAGCGGCGCACACGCUCCUCGACCUCCAAAGCCGCAGCGGAACCGCUUGGGCGCGCCGACACGCGCGCGACGGCGUCGACGCAUAAGCAUGUGCCGUGGUGGCAGAUACGCUGGGGCAGGGGCAUGGUCAACGAUGUGCGGCGGCGCGCGCCCUUCUAUGUCAGCGAUUUUACCGAUGCGUGGGACUAUCGCGUCGUCCCUGCUACGGUGUACAUGUAUUUUGCCAACAUUCUUCCCGCGCUGGCCUUCUCGCUCGACAUGUUCUCCAAGACGGAAAUGAGCUUUGGCGUUAAUGAGGUGUUGCUGGCGUCGGUGCUGGGGUCCGUGGUGUUCGCGCUGUUGUCCGCGCAGCCGCUGGUUAUUGUGGGGGUUACGGGUCCAAUCACCGUGUUCAACUACACCGUAUACGAUAUCAUGGCGCCGCGCGGGACGAACUAUUUUGCUUUUAUGUGCUGGAUCGGGCUCUGGUCGCUGGUCAUGCACUGGCUCCUCGCCGUCACCAAUGCUUGCAACGGCCUUAAAUACGUGACGCGCUUCUCCUGCGACAUCUUCGGCUUCUACGUCGCGUGCAUCUACCUCCAAAAAGGCAUCCAGGUCCUCACGCGGCAGUGGGACGCCGGCGACACGUCCGCCUACCUCUCCAUCAUGAUUUCGCUGUUAGUCUUGAUGGUGGCGUACCUGGGCGGUGUGGUCGGCAGCGGCAACCUCUUUCAUAGAUCCGUCCGGAAGUUUCUGGAAGACUAUGCUACGCCUCUGACGGUCGUCUUUUUUACGGGCUUUGUUCAUAUUGGCAAGAUGAGGGAUGUGGAGUUGUUGACGUUGCCGACGAGCAAGAGUUUCUUCCCUACGAUUGAUAGGGGGUGGUUUAUUCACUUCUGGGAUAUUGACGUGGCAGACAUAUUCAUUGCAAUCCCUUUCGCCAUCCUCUUGACGAUUCUCUUUUACUUUGACCACAACGUAUCCUCCCUCAUAGCACAAGGCACGGAAUUCCCGCUCCGCAAGCCCGCCGGCUUCCACUGGGACAUCUUCCUCCUAGGCAUAACCACAGGCGUAGCCGGGCUGCUCGGAAUCCCCUUCCCCAACGGACUGAUCCCACAAGCGCCCUUCCACACCAACGCACUCUGCGUGACACGCACCGAGCACGACGACGAAGCGGAAGCGUACAAAGGGCACACGCGGCGGGUCGUCGACCACGUCGUGGAGCAGCGCGUGUCGAACCUAGCGCAGGGCCUGCUAACGCUAGGCACGAUGACGGGCCCGCUGCUCGUGGUGCUGCACCUGAUCCCGCAGGCGGUGCUGGCGGGGCUCUUCUUCGUCAUGGGCGUCCAGGCCCUCGAGGGCAACGGCAUCACGCUCAAGCUUGUCUUCCUGUGCAAAGACGGCGCGCUGACUCCCGCCAGCGACCCGCUCAAGCGCCUGCGCCGCCGCGCCGUCUGGGCGUUUGUCGCGCUCGAGCUGUUUGGCUUUGGCGCGACGUUCGCCAUCACGCAGACGAUUGCGGCGAUUGGCUUCCCCGUCGUCAUCCUCUUGCUCAUUCCCGUGCGCACGUGGGUCCUGCCCAGGUAUUUCUCGCCGCUCGAGCUCGGCGUGCUGGACGCCCCCACCGCGUCGCCGUUUACGAUGGAGAGCGUGGGCGGGAACCAUGGCGAGGAUGUGGCUGAUCCGAAUGAGAACGUGGGGGUCGUGGCGACGGGGAGGGAGGGCGAGAGCGGCAGUGGUGCCGAGAGCGAUGAUGCGGAGCGUGGGCUUGCGGGGUGGUUGGCUGCGCCUGGACAGGCGGGGAAGAGCGUCCGGAGGGCCAGUUUUAGGAGUAGAGAGGGGCGAGAGGGGGACGAGGGGAUUGAGUUGGCGGGGGUCGGGAAGGGGAAGGCGAGGUAGUAGGGGGUAUGUGUGCUCGAGCAAGAUAGAGAACGAUACAACCCAUCCCCACAGCCCCCUCCCCAUCUAGCUACACACCCAACGCCAGACACAACGAGAAGAUCUUAGAACACAUACAUCCG
Messenger RNA from Aplosporella prunicola CBS 121167, 2191 nucleotides. RefSeq lists its product as uncharacterized. The record is from RefSeq and is a predicted model, not a curated record. The transcript is spliced from 5 exons. NCBI's taxonomy places the organism in Eukaryota, Fungi, Ascomycota, Dothideomycetes, Botryosphaeriales, Aplosporellaceae. The coding region runs from base 168 to 2069 and encodes 633 amino acids. Gene Ontology annotation, cellular component: fungal-type vacuole; plasma membrane. Gene Ontology annotation, biological process: monoatomic anion transport; monoatomic ion homeostasis; borate transport. Gene Ontology annotation, molecular function: borate efflux transmembrane transporter activity; solute:inorganic anion antiporter activity.